CUGAAACAGUACAGACCACCUAAGCUUCAGUCUUCACUGUUCCUGCAGGAUUGGCCGCAUACUGUUAAUCCAUCCCCAAUGGAAAGGUUUAUUCAGUUUCUGCUUUUCUCAGGAUUUUGGAUGUUCAUACAGAGCAACUCAAAUGAAUAUAUUCUUAUCCAGGAGAAAAAGACCUGGGCCGCAGCACAAGUUUACUGCAGAAUGAAUCACAUCGACUUGGCCACGGUCGCAAGCAAUGAAGACCAGACAAGUGUCCGAGUAGCGGUUAGCGCUGCGCUGCCUCCAUUGGCCUGGAUUGGAUUGUACAGAAACAAUAACAGUUGGUAUUGGACUUAUCGUCAAGAGAUAUUGACAUUCAGGUUCUGGAUGUCUGGAGAGCCAAACAACCCCGAUGGAAAAGGGGAUUGUGCUGUCAUCAAUUCCAGUGGAUGGGAGGAUAUGACAUGCAAUCAAUUGUUUCCAUUUUUUUGCUACAGUGUGAACAGCGCAGACAAGUUUGUUUUUAUCUCUCAAAUCAAGACAUGGAAUGAUGCUAAGGCUUACUGCACAAAGUAUCACACAGACCUGGCCAUCAUUCGGAAUCAAACUGAAAAUGACCUGCUGGUGAAUAUGAUGGUAGGAUAUGACAAAGCAUGGAUUGGUCUCUUUAAGGACUGGUGGAAGUGGUCAGAUAAAAAAAAUAUCUACACAUUCCCCAUAACCUGGAGGGCUGGACAACCUGACAUUACUGGCCUGAACCCGCUUUGUGGUGCUACAGCUCUUGAUGGAGUCGAUGAUCGAUUCUGCCCAGAGACCCUUCCAUUUAUCUGCUUAAGACAUACAAGGAAUAAGAUCAUGAGAGUGGAGUUUAAAUCGAGUCAGAAUCUAAAUGAUCCUGCGGUGAUGGAGAACAUCUUACAGUUGAUGAAGCAGAAACUGAAUGAUCGUGGGAUAGGGAACGACACAACAUUGACAUGGAGAGUUCAGCCAGAUGGAAAUGUUUUUUCAUCAAAACAUGAAAGUGAGAAGGGACAGAAACCCUGUCCAAACACUUGAUUUUAAAUAUAACAGUUACCACAUCUGGCGAUAUUUAGGACUGCUUCAUUUAAAUGAAAUUAUUUGAGACGCAUGUAUUACUUAAUUUAAUUGAUUUAAAAUAGUUUCAAUAAAUAUCAUUAUAUAGUUUAAUCAC
This is a messenger RNA of Misgurnus anguillicaudatus (oriental weatherfish), 1171 nucleotides long. Its product is annotated as putative C-type lectin domain family 20 member A. The record is from RefSeq and is a predicted model, not a curated record. Lineage: Eukaryota; Metazoa; Chordata; Actinopteri; Cypriniformes; Cobitidae.